AUGACUACUCCUAGUAAUCUCUCUUUGCUAAUCUUACUAUUUUCCUCGCUCCUUCACUUAUCUUCGCCAUCUCUAACGAGACCGACUCUUGAUUCGGUCUCCCCAUCGUCGUUGUUGUCGUUGUUAUCGUCGUCUAUUCAAAGCUUCAUAAAUGUGAAAAAUUUUGGUGCAAAAAAUGAUGGUAAGACGGAUGCAACACAAGCAUUUCUUAGUGCAUGGAAUGUUGCAUGUACCUCGGCGGUACCAUCAAUAUUGUACGUACCUAAAGGAUACUAUCUAGUAAAACCGUUGAUUUUUGAGGGAAGUUGUAAGAGUAAAAAUAUUGUGUUACAAAUUGAUGGAACCCUAGUUGCUCCUGAUGACUAUAUAGAAGUAGCCAAAUCUAAGAGUUGGAUUGUGUUUCAUAUGAUUGAUGGCCUACAAAUUAAGGGUGGUGUCCUUGAUGCUAAGGGUAAUCGUUUGUGGAAUUGUAAGGCCUCGAAUCAAGGAUGUCCCGAUGGGGCUAAGUCGUUGAGCUUUGACAACUCAAAGAAUAUAUUAGUUGAUGGUUUGACCUCAAUAAACAGCCAAAUGUUCCACAUUAGCAUUAACGCAUGCCAGAAAAUAAAGAUGACGAGGUUGACAAUUUUAGCUGAUGCUAAUAGUCCUAACACUGAUGGUAUACAUUUGGCACAAUCAGAUCAAAUUACAAUUAUCAAUUCUCUUAUUAAAACUGGUGAUGAUUGUAUAUCAAUCGGUCCAAAUAAUCAAAAUAUUUGGAUUCAAGACAUAUCUUGUGGACCGGGCCACGGUAUUAGCAUAGGGAGCCUUGGACGUGGAUCAGAUGAAGGUGUAGUAGUCCAAAAUGUGAUGGUGAAGUCCGUAACAUUUACGGGUACAGAUAAUGGGCUCAGAAUAAAGACUUUUUCAACUCCAGUAACUGGAACAGUCAGAGAUAUAUUUUUUAUUGGGGCCCAUAUGAAUAAUGUCCAAUACCCUAUUAUCAUCGAUCAGAGCUACUGUCCACAUAAUACUUGCCCUAAUGGCCAGGGAUCGAGAAUACAAAUAAGUAAUGUUAUGUACAAGGGCAUUUAUGGAACAUCGACUUCAGAAACAGCAUUGAUCUUCGAUUGUAGUCCCACGAAGCCUUGCAUGGAAUUAACAUUGCAAGAUGUUAAACUGUCUUACAAAUAUAAGAUUCCUCGAUGUGAAAGUGAAAAUGCCCAUGGAAAAGUUUUAGGGUUUAUGCAACCUUCUAAUUGUCUCAAUCAUCCUCAUCUUCUUUACUAA
Beta vulgaris subsp. vulgaris (sugar beet) is the source of this 1269-nucleotide messenger RNA. RefSeq names its product polygalacturonase-like. NCBI's taxonomy places the organism in Eukaryota, Viridiplantae, Streptophyta, Magnoliopsida, Caryophyllales, Amaranthaceae. Gene Ontology annotation, molecular function: polygalacturonase activity. The record is from RefSeq and is a predicted model, not a curated record. The coding region runs from base 1 to 1269 and encodes 422 amino acids. The transcript has 4 exons. Gene Ontology annotation, biological process: carbohydrate metabolic process.